Molecule: messenger RNA, 786 nt
Organism: Torulaspora delbrueckii
Lineage: Eukaryota; Fungi; Ascomycota; Saccharomycetes; Saccharomycetales; Saccharomycetaceae
Gene: HEM4
Product: uroporphyrinogen-III synthase HEM4
Exons: 1
Coding region: 1-786 (261 amino acids)
Biological process (GO): uroporphyrinogen III biosynthetic process
Molecular function (GO): uroporphyrinogen-III synthase activity
Source: RefSeq, a predicted model, not a curated record
AUGAAGAUGAAAGUCCUUCUACUCAAAAACAAGACUGCUCAGCUAGAUAAAUAUGAGAUUGCAUUCGAAGACAAUGGGUUUGAACCAUUCUUCAUCCCGCUGAUCAAACAUACCCAUGUCCCGGAGGAGAUAAUGGAUUUGGUGCACGAUAAAGCUUACCUCGAGAACUUAAGCAACAUCAUUGUCACUUCACAGAGGACGGUUGAGUGCUUGAGUGAAUCCGUUUUACCUAAUCUUACACCAUCGCUUCGAGAAGCCUUACUAAAUAAGACUGUCUACGCUGUCGGUCCAGCAACGAGAGACUUUUUGCUAAGAGUUGGUUUCAAGACUGUCAAAGGUGGUGAUGAUGCAGGAACUGGUAGUAUAUUAGCUGAUAUAAUAUACAAUGACUUGUUAGCUGAGGACGACAGAAUCGACAAUCACCGUGAACUAUUGCUGCUCGUUGGUGAGAUUCGAAGAGAUAUCAUCCCAGUAAAACUGUCCAAUAAGGGUCUCAAAGUGAGAGAGGUCGUCACUUACAAGACGGUAGAUCUCAAUGAUAAUGCUGAUAGAUUUAAAGAUGCUGCUUCACCUAACAGUUGGAUGGUACUAUUUAGUCCUCAAGGAACAGGUGAAAUUUUGGAACUUUGGAAGAACAAACUGGCGGAAGAUAUUAAGAUUGCCAGCAUUGGGCCUACUACUGAAAAAUAUCUGAAUGAGAACGGAAUCCAGCCGCAUGUGGUUAGUGCCAAACCAGAUGCCGACCACCUUUUGAACGCCAUACGUGAAUACUCCUGCAAAAAUUAA